This is a messenger RNA of Torulaspora delbrueckii, 1056 nucleotides long. RefSeq names its product Edc1p (gene EDC1). The record is from RefSeq and is a predicted model, not a curated record. NCBI's taxonomy places the organism in Eukaryota, Fungi, Ascomycota, Saccharomycetes, Saccharomycetales, Saccharomycetaceae. Bases 1 to 1056 code for a protein of 351 amino acids. The transcript has a single exon.
AUGUCUUCGGAUACCAAGUACUUUAAUAGUUCACGGCUGAUGUCGGCCUCUGGGAAGAAUAAGACGAAUAACAUACCAAGACUGGAUAAGAAAAGAGCUCAGGCAGACAAGAAGAAUAAAGUGAGACAGGAAACUUCGGAUAUACCACAGAUGCAAACGUUACCGAACGGUGGGAAACCUGAUUUUGGUCAUUCGAGUUCUCGAAGAAAGAAAAGACAGGGUUCUGCGGAAAAGAGAAGUUCUUCUGCUGGUUCUAAACAAAAUAAUCAGGGUGAAACCGAUAAACUGACCCGGGAUCUUAAACAGCUUUUCAUCAAGCCUGAGGACGUUAAGACGACUAAAGACCUAGACAAUGUUAAGAAUGGCCCUAAACUCGGGGCAAAUGCAUCCAGAUCAAGCUCUGGUUCAAGCAAUCACUCUUCCGCCCAGCAGCCUCCUCAUACCAGUGGGGCUCCUGUUGCUGUAGCACCAGAUAACUAUCAAAAUCAAAAUUCGGUUUCUUCACCACUGUUGAUGCAUCCCGGUUUAUUUCCCGCACCACCACUACCUUCUUCAGCUCCACAGCAACCACAAAUGGCACCCUUUGGAUACCCUUAUGGUAAUUAUUCGCUGACCUCGGCUGUCGCUCCGCAAUUCAUGACUCCACAAGCACCAUUGGUCAAUCCAAUGUACCCUCAGCCUCCAUUGGCACAAUUGCCUCUGAUGUACAAAGCUCUGGAUAUCCAGCAACAGCAACAGCAUCAGCAAUAUCAACAGUCCCAUCAAAGUAAUAAUCAAAUUCAACCUCAACAGUUUUCACAAUUUCAACAGCCUCCACAUCAACCUUCACCCCAAUUCCACCAUAUUCCUCAAACACUUCCUUAUCUGGUCCCACCAAUGUCAUCAUAUCCAAAAUCUUCCGAAUCUACUGCUGUCAAGCCACUCUCAAUUCCUGAAAAGCCAAAAACAAACUACAACCAACGAAACAAGACAAGUACUACAUUUGCAGGCGCAUCAUUUGCAUCUAGUGAUCCGAAAGUACACAAGCUACCGAAGCCCAGCUUCACCAAAGCCUAA